AUGGCUACUGCUAUUGCAAAACAAUCGGCCACUACUAUUCAACAAGCGGAAACUUCUGCCCAACAAGCUGCAAUUCGAGCUCAACGUGAGGCGCUAAGGGAUCAAAGAGAAGAAGCUGCUGCUGCUGCGAGAGAACUGACAUAUUUUAAUCGUCAAAACCCACCAAAAUUCAAAGGGGAACAUGACCCAAACAAUGCUGAUCUUUGGAUACAAGAAAUUGAGAAAUUUUUUGAAAUGUUGUUUUGCAUAGAUGCUAAGAAGGUGGAAUAUGCAACCUUUUUGCUUAGGGCAGAGGUUGAAUCCUGGUGGCGGGGUGUGAAGCAGCUAAUGGAGAGUAACAAUGAAGCACUGAAUUGGGCAACAUUUAAACAGAAAUUUUUGGACAAGUAUUUCUCAUCAAGUGCUAGAUCUGAGAAAGAAGCUCAAUUCCUUAGACUUUACCAAGGUAAUAUGACUAUCUCUGAGUAUGCUGACAAAUUUGACUCACUAGCCAAAUAUUUCCGCUAUUUUCGUGACCAUGUGGAUGAGAACUAUAAGUGUGAGAGGUUUGAGCAAGGACUCAGAUAUGAGAUUAAGGAAUUUGUGGAGCCCUUUGAGAUCCAUCAGUUCCAAGUGCUAGUGGAGAAAUGUAAGAAGGUGGAACGGAUGAAGCAAGGAUGUCUGAAUAGAUGGGUUGCUGGAGGACCGUCUAGACAUCAGGGACAUCAAGACUGCAAUAAUAGGGGCAAGCAACAACAACCAUACAUCCGACCUCAACGGGGUGGAAGAGACCAACCUCAAACACAGUUCAAGGGAGGUCAGAGGCCACAAAAUUCAAGUAGUAUUCGCUGCUACAACUGCAAUAAGGAGGGACAUCGACCGGGACAUUUUGCUAGGGAUUGUCGAGCACCAAGGAGAGAUCAUGUUCCAUCUACCAACAACAACAAUGAUGUUAUCUGGCCUACUGCUAAGGGACGUGCCUAUCACAUUGGGGGAGAGGAAGCUUCGAAUGCCUCAGGAUUAAUCCAGGGUGAGUGUGAAAUUGCAGACAAACUAUUCCCAAUAUUAUUUGAUUUUGGUGCUACUCAUUCUUUCAUCUUUGUGGAGUGUGAAAAUUAUGUACAACUACUUGUUACUUCACUGGCUUUUGAUUUGGUGGUCACAAUACCAUCUUCUGAACCUGUAAUACUUAAUGAAGCUUGCUUAUAA
Messenger RNA from Lathyrus oleraceus (garden pea), 1188 nucleotides. RefSeq lists its product as uncharacterized. Gene Ontology annotation, molecular function: zinc ion binding; nucleic acid binding. Lineage: Eukaryota; Viridiplantae; Streptophyta; Magnoliopsida; Fabales; Fabaceae. Bases 1 to 1188 code for a protein of 395 amino acids. The transcript is spliced from 3 exons. The record is from RefSeq and is a predicted model, not a curated record.